ACCGAUACGGGACAAGGUAGUCAGAUCCUUGACGUUUCCCUUAGUACCACAACCAUGUACAAGUUCCUGCUCAUUGCUGCCCUGCUGCCGGCCAUCGUCUUCGGCCAGACUCCGUUCCGACCAUGCUCGGGUGGCAGGCCAACUCCGGCUUCGCUCAACAUUGAAGGAUGCACGGCCCUGCCCUGCACGAUCACGUCCGGAGCUCCGCUGGUUGCCCGCGGCAUCGGCAUCAUGUCGCCGGUCGCCACCCCCACCCUGACGGCUCAUCUGACUGCCCGCCUGCUCGGAUUGGACGUCGGUUUCGAGAUCCCGGACGAGCUGCGGGACGCUUGCGCUGUUGGUAUUUCGGGUGCUUCCUGCCCGAUCGCCGCCGGUCAGACCUUUGACUACGAGCUGAACUAUGCCAUGGAGCUGCCGCUGGUCGGUAUUACCGUGCAGGUUGAGGUUGGUCUGACCGCUGCUGACGGCAGUGCCGUGACCUGCGUCGAAAUCGAUGCAGCGAUCGUCGGUUAAAGCAAAGCAAACCCAGUUCUCCAUUAUUAACACUACUUUCCUCCGUAAUAAACCUUUCUGAGCCAUCACAGUA
Anopheles merus is the source of this 586-nucleotide messenger RNA. RefSeq lists its product as uncharacterized. The record is from RefSeq and is a predicted model, not a curated record. Bases 55 to 513 code for a protein of 152 amino acids. The transcript is spliced from 2 exons. NCBI's taxonomy places the organism in Eukaryota, Metazoa, Arthropoda, Insecta, Diptera, Culicidae.